Molecule: messenger RNA, 1254 nt
Organism: Lathyrus oleraceus (garden pea)
Lineage: Eukaryota; Viridiplantae; Streptophyta; Magnoliopsida; Fabales; Fabaceae
Exons: 2
Coding region: 62-1141 (359 amino acids)
Molecular function (GO): nucleic acid binding; zinc ion binding
Source: RefSeq, a predicted model, not a curated record
GAGCAUGGUCAGUCCAGUCGAGUCAUAAUGUGAUGUUUUCCCUGUUGGUCGAUUAGUGUAAAUGACACUGUCGAUAUUUAACGGUGGUGGUUGUGUUGUGCAGAGUAUGGCUGGAGAAAAUGACCGUGCGAUUGCUGAGGCUUUGGCUGCUAUGGCGCAGGCUAUGCAGGCGCAGCAGAAUCCGCCGGUCGAUGAGUUUAAGAAUUUGGGAAGGUUUCUGAAGAAUAACCCUCCUACAUUCAAAGGGCGCUACGAUCCAGAUGGUGCUCAGAUUUGGCUGAAGGAAAUUGAGAAGAUUUUCCGGGUGAUGACGUGUACUGAAGCACAGAAGGUGCAGUUUGGUACGCAUAUGUUAUCUGAAGAGGCUGAAAACUGGUGGGAUAAUACUCGCCAGAGAAUUGAAGUACCAGGUGCUGAGAUGACUUGGGUAAGGUUCAAGACGGCCUUUCUGGAGAAAUAUUUUCCUGCUGAUGUGCGAUGUAAGAAGGAGAUGGAAUUUCUAGAACUGAAGCAGGGUAACAUGUCUGUUGCUGAUUACGCUUCGAAGUUUGAGGAGCUGGUGCAGUAUUGUCCUCAUUAUAAUGCUGCUGAUGCUGAGGAAUCCAAGUGUGUCAAGUUUGAGAACGGGUUGCGUCCCGAGAUCAAACAAGGUAUUGGUUACCAGGAGAUUCGUAGGUUUCCUACACUGGUUAAUAAGUGCCGGAUAUUUGAUGAAGAUAGCAAGGCUAGAACUGCUCAUUACAAGAGUCUUAGCGAGAAGAAGAAUAAGGAUCGUGGUAGUCCUUAUGCAUCUCCGAAUGGUAAGGGUAAGCAGAAAGUGGUAGAUGAGAAGAAGCCAAGUGGGGGAGGAUCUUCCAUAGCUAGUAAAUGUUUCAAGUGUGGCGAGCCAGGCCACCGUGCUGAUAGCUGUACCAAGAGAGUGCUGAGAUGUUUCCGAUGCGGUCAGACUGGUCAUAGAGUUACUGAAUGUAAGGAUGCUGGUCCGACGUGUUUUAAUUGUGGCGAGAAAGGCCAUAUCAGUUCGCAGUGCUCGAAACCGAAGAAGGCGGCUACUGCAGCUCAUACUACUGGUAGGGUGUUUGCUCUGAGUGGGGCUGAAGCUCCUAAAGAAGAUAAUCUGAUUAAAGAUAAUGAGGAGUAGCUUUUGUUGAGGUGAAGAAUAAGUGUAGAGUUAUUCUACAGAGUCGAGUCAAUGCUCUGGUCAUGUGACACCGGGGUUAUGGGAUUCAAUAGAGAUUAUAUUAUUAUUUAAGU